Eleginops maclovinus (Patagonian blennie) is the source of this 3806-nucleotide messenger RNA. It is a transcript of the gene hrasb, whose product is annotated as HRas proto-oncogene, GTPase b. The record is from RefSeq and is a predicted model, not a curated record. Gene Ontology annotation, cellular component: plasma membrane. Gene Ontology annotation, biological process: Ras protein signal transduction. Lineage: Eukaryota; Metazoa; Chordata; Actinopteri; Perciformes; Eleginopidae. The coding region runs from base 360 to 929 and encodes 189 amino acids. Gene Ontology annotation, molecular function: GTPase activity; GDP binding; GTP binding. The transcript has 6 exons.
GACACUCCUCAUCCCUCUGCUCUCUGUGGUAGCACAUUGUUCAACGCGGGCUCAUUUUACCCACAACCAAUGAAUGCAUUGGUGCAUUUUAGCUACUGAAAAUUAAACAAUUUAUCGGGUAGAAUAAGGUGCAGAUUUCCGAAGACGAGGGGAAACGGACCAAUACCAUUUUAUUUUCUUCUCAUUUCAUUGGAGAGGCCACAGAGUUGGAAGAUUUUUUUCUUCUCCGGUAGACGAAACGUCGCUCUUGUCGCUAAUUAGACCUCUGCUUGUUCUGCGGUGUGUGUGUGUGUGUGUGUGUGUGUGUGUGUGUGUGUGUGUGUGUGUGUGUGUGUGUGUGGUGAGCUGCAGCGACAAAGAUGACGGAGUAUAAGCUGGUGGUGGUGGGAGCUGGAGGCGUGGGCAAGAGUGCACUUACCAUCCAACUCAUCCAGAACCACUUUGUGGAUGAAUACGAUCCCACCAUAGAGGACUCGUACAGGAAGCAGGUUGUGAUUGACGGGGAGACAUGCCUGUUGGACAUCCUGGACACUGCCGGUCAGGAGGAGUACAGCGCCAUGAGGGAUCAGUACAUGAGGACAGGGGAGGGCUUUCUCUGCGUCUUCGCCAUCAACAACACCAAGUCUUUUGAGGACAUUCACCAGUACAGAGAACAGAUCAAACGUGUGAAGGACUCGGAUGAUGUUCCCAUGGUGCUUGUGGGAAACAAAUGUGACCUCCCGGCACGCACGGUGGACACGAGGCAAGCCCAGGAACUCGCCCGCUCUUACGGCAUCCCAUACAUAGAGACCUCUGCUAAAACACGACAGGGAGUGGAGGACGCCUUCUACACGCUGGUUAGGGAGAUCAGACAGCAUAAACUGAGGAAGCUGAACCCACCGGAUGAGAGCGGGCAGGACUGUAUGAGCUGUCGCUGUGUGGUAUCGUGAUGCAGCUGAGCGUUGCACGUUGAGAAAUGCUACAGCGCGUAGUGGCAGCAUGGACACAAAGAUAGAAAGAUAAAAACAACUCAAUGAUGAAAUAUAAACUUUUUUCAAAAAGAGGAUGAUUGAAGCAAAAGCGCUCAAGGAAACCACCAGAGCUGACUGAACCGUAGAACCUUCAUGGAAAAGGAGGAUUUGGACUGUUGCCCAAGCGGCUACCUGAACUAGCACGGUUCCGGCCCCUUUCCUUGGUCCGCACGUGGACUUGUGAGCAACACCACUAAUGACUCUUUGUCCACUCCAGUGGGGUCCUGCUGGGUAGCUCAACACGUUUCCUGCUAACUUAUUGUUUUCAGUCUCAACACUGGUCUUAAUGGGGGCUCUUUCCAACCUCCUCCCACCUUGAAAGCCUAAUUCCACUCCCCCCCCCCCCCCCCCCCCCCCCCUCCAAUGCCUGCCCACUGGAAGGACUGACUGACUAACAUGGAAAGGACUGGAAUGGACGUUUAGUUGCCCCAACACCUCUCACAUGAAAACCCGCCCUGUCCCAUUCUACCUGCCUUUUUGAUUUCCUCCUCCGAAUGGCUGUGCAGUCUCUUCUAUACUGGAUCCAGGGGGCGGGGGCAGACAUGGGAAUGACUUUAAUUUUGUUGUUGUUUUAACAGUUAGCCUAGCUUUUUGAUAUGGAACAUUUUGUUUGUGAUUUACAGAAUUGGAAAGUCACAGAGCAAUAUGUGAGUGAGGGAGUUUAUUCCAGAUCUGGUUUGACUUUUUUUUUCAUGGCCUGCCUGAAAUUACUUUUGAGAUGCAAAUUGGAAAAUGUAAAGAUGGAUUCAUUUCCAGAAUGCUACCCCCUUCUCUCUUUGCAGAUGUUUCCUUUGCUACAGUAGCAGUCUUGAUGAAAUAAUAGUAAUGGCUUUUGGCUAGUGCACGUAGGUUCUGGUACAAUAGGAUUCUUUCCUGUCCAAUUUACACAAAGUAUUGGGAAUAAACCACCUCUCUUUGCUUCUGGUUAAACUUUGGUUUAGAAGGGCAGAGGGUUACUGUGCAUGAAAAUCUAGUUCUUAGCACCUCUCCUGUCUCCUGGUUUCCUGUAGAAAUAAGAGGGAACCCUGCACUGUACGGUUAAACAAUUAGGUUAUGGUUUUAGUCUUCUUAGACUUCUUGCAUUUCAAUAUAGUUACUGUAUGCUGUACAACUCUUGUUACUACAUGGUGAUAAUGACUAGUUUUAGAUUGCAACAAUCCCUCCUUGUGGAUAGUAAGGCUCAGGAAUCAUGGUCCAGGAAAGCCUCGAGUAACUUCUGGAAAACCAGUGUUAUGGAUGCUUUGCAGAGUGUAAUGCACAAGUCCUGCCUCAGAGUCAAACUUCAGUUUUUUCCACACACCAUACUAUCCUCAAACUGCUCAUCUUUCUCUGCAACCUCAGCUCUAUAAUGGAACAAUAACAGGUCAGGUGCUAAUCAUGUCAGAAUCAUAUUUACUGUAUAUGUGGGACUAUUGUGUGUAACAGGUGAUGGAUAUUUGGUUUAGGGAGUGCAUCGCUUUGUUUCUUAAUACUGACCCAGCUUGUGCUCUCCACAACUGCAUUAAUUUGUUGCCUAAAUGAAAAAAAAGACUGCUCUGUGUUUACUUUGCCUUAUCUGUUAGCUAGUUCGUACCUCAUGUAUGCAGCGAGCUCUACCUGAGAUGAUUCUGUGUUCUGUGAGCUGCAUUGUUUUUGUUUGUUUGAUUAUGUGUGCAACUGAAAAAUAUAUAAGUGAGUCAAGACAAGCGCUGUAUGGAAUUUGAAAGGCAAGUCCCUGGAAACACUACACUGUUUUUUAAUUUGUUUUUAAAGCGGGCUUUCUGUAAUGAUGUGUAUCUAAAUGUGAUUCUGUUUUAAAAGACUUAAAACCAACCGUUAAAGAGCCCACUAUAACCCAAGUUGUCUUACACUCAUGACAUUUCAUUCUAAAUACAACGGAACAUGUGAGGUUCAUUACUAGGAAAUUGUUACUUUAAAAGCAGAUUUAAAAAAAAGUUAAAUUCAGAGAAUUGGGAUGAUGAUGAUGAUGAUAUAAAGAGAUCCAAACACUACAGGCAGGUUUGUGCAACAGGUUUCAGAUGCAAACCUCAAAUCACAUUUUAACAUUUAUCGUGCAAAAAUCUAAAUGCUUAUCUCCUACGCAGUUAAUUUUGUAAAUUUUAAAGUGACUCUUUCCAUCAUAUCACGGCUUAAAGAAAUACGAUCAGUCUAGUUUCUCUGUGGAUGGUAGUGGUCGAGUUGUUUUUAUCAGUUAAGUGUUCAUUUCUCUGCUUUAGAGAACAGACAUGAACUGUGAAUGUGUUUAGACAUUGUUUAAAAGGAGCCUCAUGUUUAAAAUGUACCAUAACAAAAUAAUGCAGGAGUUGUUCCUCUGUCCCACUUUUCGCUGUGUUGUUCUAACUUUUAUUUUUCACCCAUUGUACUCAAACCUUUUGAUGGAAAAAAAGAGUGUGGCGUUUGUAACCUGUAACAACAGUCCUGGUAGUAUGCUUGUCCUCUCCCUGUCAAUCUUGAAACAGUACAUCCAUGAUAGUACAUAGAAUUCCACUUAUCUAUGUAUUCAAAUUCCUGUUUCAUUAGAAUAUUGGUGUCAUUUUGCUACAGGAAAACUACAGCCAGCAAACCACAAGUAUACAUGUCAGAAAACCUGGCGAGCAUGACAAAGACUGUACGGACCAUUGGGAGUUUUGCACAAGGAUACAGUGGGAUCAAGGGCUUGUUUCUCCCUUGCAAACUGUGGAUGGAGGUGUGGAAAGAAUUUGUGAAAAUGUCAAAUGUUUAGCUAUUUAAGAUGUAUUUACUCUUUGAAUUUGUGGCAAAUGUAUUGCAGGACAGGAAUAAAGAUGUCAAGAUGAA